UGUACACGUUACUUGCCGAGAUGGAUGGUUCGUCGUUGCUGAUCACCAGCCUUUGCUGGCUUACUCUGGAAACCCACGUCUCGGCUCUGUCGCCGCACAUCAUCGGCGGGAGAAACGCGAAGGAAGGGGAGUUCCCGUACCAGAUAUCGCUCCAGAGGAAGUACUACUUCGGAGGUGGUUCCUACCAUUGGUGCGGGGGCGCUGUGAUCGACAAGACUCACAUACUGACCGCAGCUCACUGCACCACAGGAAUUCCACUUGAAGAAUUCCUUGUUUUCCCCGGGAUACUGAACCUCUCGGAAACCAACUAUUACCCAAACUACACGCUUUCGGCAAUAUACAGGCACGAGGACUACAAUUCAUCCGACUAUUUCAACGACAUAGCCAUCUUAAAGCUGCAGCGAGAGCUCGUCUACUCGUCGGACGUCCAGCCCAUCGCGCUCCGCAGCGACAGCGUCCGGGCCGGCACGUACUGCGACGUCACCGGCUGGGGGCUCGUCAACGUGACCUCUGCGCUGUACCCGGACAUCCUGCAAGCGGCAGUCGUGCCAGUGGAGCCGCACGCCCUGUGCGCCGAGACCUACGACAUCACUGAAGGGAUGAUGUGCGCCGGCUACCCCAGGGGCGGCGUGGACGCCUGCUCGGGCGACUCGGGCGGGCCGCUGGAGUGCGCAGGCCUGCUGACCGGGGUGGUGUCCGCGGGAGACGGCUGUGCGCUGCCCAACCUCCCCGGGGUCUACACCGAGGUCUCCGUCUACCACCAGUGGAUCGAGCGGAAGCUCAGACUUUAGGCGCUGUAUCAUAACAUGUGCGAAUAAACACCUUUGUAUCAUA
Molecule: messenger RNA, 834 nt
Organism: Bacillus rossius redtenbacheri
Lineage: Eukaryota; Metazoa; Arthropoda; Insecta; Phasmatodea; Bacillidae
Product: trypsin II-P29-like
Exons: 7
Coding region: 21-791 (256 amino acids)
Biological process (GO): proteolysis
Molecular function (GO): serine-type endopeptidase activity
Source: RefSeq, a predicted model, not a curated record